AGAGAAGAAGAGGAAAGAAAUAAAAAAGAAAACAGGAAAAAAGAAAGUGCAAAGAGGAAAAAAGUGAAAAUAAAACAAACAACGCCGAAAUAAGAGCACGAAGACUCGAACUUGGUGGCGUGAAUGUGACAGUAGCGCCACAGCAGCCACGACGUCCACCACCCCCACGGCCACCUGUCCCGUCGCCUUCACCGCCUCCCUCCGUGCCUGCCUACCCCAGUCAACCGCCCCAGACACGUCCCGGCGCCGCUCAGCACUGCUUCCCCGCGGCUCAAGCGUAUCCACACCCACUUCUUUUUAUUCUCCUUCGUCCGACAUCGCCUCGCCUCGGCAGCCGGCCUCGAGGGCUCAGCAACUCGUGUGCGUGAGAACUUUUUCCUCCUCGCCGCGGGAUAUUAAAUAAUAGUCAGAUAAAAGACAUAACAGAGGCGAGUGUGAGUGAGACCAUUCCGCAACUUAUGCUUAUCGCUGUUUUUGUUGUGUUGUAAUAAUCAUUGUUGCUAUUGUUGUUGUUGGUAUGCGUGUGUGACCGUCAGCGACCGUCAUCAGCAUCAGCGUCAGCAGCAGCAGCAGGUGGAAAACGAAGUCAUUAGUCAGUGCCUCUGCCGCGCGCAAGGUCACGUGUGUUUGAGGAAGGAUUUGCUCCGGUCAUCAUUUAUCACUCGACUUGGAGGGGGUCGAGGGCGCAGGCCGGAGCGCGGGUCACGUCGGAGGCAAAAGGCGGAGGAGGAGGAGAAGGUGGAGGGUCGAAGGGUGUAGGAACGUGAGGCAAGUGAAGAAGAGGAAGAAGAAAAGGAGAAAUAGGAAGACGAAGGGGACUUUUGCUCUCCUGGAGAAACAACAGAGACACGAGGGGACCAGAUUGCAAGAAACACGCGACAGACAUUCAGAAACAAAGUAGGAACGAGAAGGGAGGAGCUCAGGAACGAGUAACACCCUUGGAUAGCAUAGAGCGACGGCGUCCUCCGAGACACGGAGCCUUCGCGGGAGCCUGAGGGCCAGAGCCGCGUGUGAGGCAUACAGAUCCGCCGCUGAGACACGAUGGUAAAGAUGGUGCCUCGACGCGGAUGGCUGCGGCUCUCCUUCCUGGGGUUGUUGGCGGCCUGUGCACUCGUCUAUGUGUACUACUACUCUUCCGGCACCACCGCCCCGCACCUCAUGAAGGACGGCAAGCUCCAGCAGCAACAGGAUGCGGGGCGGGGCGGCGAGCGGCGGGCUGAGCGGCAGAGCGGCGGCGGCCUUGUGUUGGACGAGGGUCACGGACAGAUGGUGCCCUCCGCCCAGUGCCGCGUCAUCACGUCGCCCACCACCGACGUCAACACCGUGGACCAGUUCCCCAAGUUCGAGUUCCAGCCCGCCUGGAUGAGGGGCAAGGAGUUCUGGGACACCAACUUUGAGAAGCGAUACCUGAAACGACGCGCCAAGUGGAAGAAACUGCCGCUUAAGGUGAGUAAAGGUGUGCUUGUUGGCCCUCAGGCAAGGCAUUAA
Eriocheir sinensis (Chinese mitten crab) is the source of this 1488-nucleotide messenger RNA. RefSeq lists its product as uncharacterized. The transcript has 3 exons. NCBI's taxonomy places the organism in Eukaryota, Metazoa, Arthropoda, Malacostraca, Decapoda, Varunidae. The record is from RefSeq and is a predicted model, not a curated record. Bases 1042 to 1488 code for a protein of 148 amino acids.